AUGCGAAAUUCUGUAUCCAAAGACUUGCCCAACUUUUCGCAAAUUAUGACAGAAAAAAUAAAAAUGAUGGAAUUUUACAAUACAGUGAGACAGCUUGGCAAAGGUACUUUUGGCACAGUCCAACUAUGCGAAAGGAUUCACAACAAACAAAAGAUCGUCGUCAAGCAAAUUGUGACGGAAUUGGAAGGACAACAGCUGGAGGCAGCCAAAAAUGAGGUGGUCAUCCUGAAAUCCCUAAAUCAUCCCAACGUCAUUCAAUAUUACGACAGCUACAUACAGAAGGGACUGUUUUAUAUCGUUAUGGAAUACGCCAGCAAAGGAACACUCCAGGAGUCUAUCGAGAGAGAAAGGCCAAAAUAUUUCACACCUCAAGUUUCGAACAUAGUUCUAUCCAUCGCCAAUGGACGAAAAAAAACCGUCAACACUAAAGUGUACGGUAAACAAAUGCAAGAAAUAAUUGACAUGAUGCUUCAGCCGCGUCCAGAAGACAGACCCGAUACUCUGGCUCUUAUGACGCAUCCGGAUAUCUUUCCUUCUUUGUAUUACUUGGGAAGCUAUCUUGGAUGCAUAGAAUAA
Leptinotarsa decemlineata (Colorado potato beetle) is the source of this 576-nucleotide messenger RNA. RefSeq names its product serine/threonine-protein kinase Nek8. The record is from RefSeq and is a predicted model, not a curated record. Gene Ontology annotation, molecular function: protein kinase activity; ATP binding. Gene Ontology annotation, biological process: protein phosphorylation. NCBI's taxonomy places the organism in Eukaryota, Metazoa, Arthropoda, Insecta, Coleoptera, Chrysomelidae.